Punica granatum (pomegranate) is the source of this 1193-nucleotide messenger RNA. The record is from RefSeq and is a predicted model, not a curated record. Lineage: Eukaryota; Viridiplantae; Streptophyta; Magnoliopsida; Myrtales; Lythraceae.
UGCCAUCAACUUCCUCUCUCAAACGUUCAUGUAGUCAUCCCCAAUCUCCCAAAUAUUACAUUGCUUCUCUUCAAUUUCAGACCAAAAGAAGAAACAAAACAUCACUUACACACACUCCCAAAGAGACUCCAAACCCUUCCCUUCUCAUUAUAACUUCAACGCUCACAGGCUUAACUAUGGUGAAGUCUGAGCAGAAAAUCCAGUCAUCAAAGCUACACCCGACUUCUCCUACUGCGUCAUCCGAGGCUUCACCGUCCUCUGUUAAUAAGAAUAUGAAGAAGAAGUACAAGGGUGUGAGGAUGAGGAGCUGGGGAUCAUGGGUGUCGGAGAUCCGAGCACCGAAUCAGAAAACCCGAAUCUGGCUCGGGUCCUACUCCACCCCUGAAGCAGCCGCCCGAGCUUACGACGCCGCGCUCCUCUGCAUCAAGGGUUCCUCCGCCAGCUCAAGCCUCAACUUCCCGAUCUCUUCUGCCUCGUACUAUGGCAUUCCCCACGAUGGCAACCCCCUGAUGUCCCCGAAAUCCAUUCAGAGAGUGGCAGCUGCUGCUGCUGCUGCAGCCACUGGUGGCAGUGCAAAGGCAUUGGGAGGGGCUGCCCCACCUUUGGCACCACCUCCACCGCCUUCCCUCUCUCCGUCCAUCGCCGACUCCUCCCCGUCAAUGUCUUACUCUUCACCAUCGGAUCAGCACGAUGAUGAGGUUUCACCAGCUUGUGGCUAUGAUCCAUUCUGGGGAAGCCACAAGAGCGAACCGACGAGCGCCAUGGACUCAUGGUGCAAGUUGGAGUCGCCAAAGUACGUUGAUCUAAUGGUCAAUGGAGCAGCAUUAGAUACCGCUAUCGCUACCAAUUUCUUGAUGGAUGAUUUCUUCAAUGAAGAAGGCGAUAUUCGGCUGUGGAGCUUCUGCUGAUACGAAAAUUUUAGUUUACACAAAAUAUUUAUUAUUAAAUUUUCUCGGUAAUUUGUUCAUUGAUAUUCAGGAAAUUACUGACAGCGGCCGAAGGUGUAUUUUAUAGUGAAAUUAAUUUUAUUAUUAUUGUAGGAGAAAACCCACAUGGGUAGAGACAUUUUUUGGACUCUCCCAUGUGAGUUCAUGACACUGAUGUCGAACUUCUGUAUGAUUUUCCCACAAAUUGUGUCAUAUCUCAAAUUCCAUUUUGGAAAUCAAUAAGGCCAAAAAAAAUUUAUAUUUUUC